This is a messenger RNA of Panthera uncia (snow leopard), 765 nucleotides long. RefSeq names its product peptidylprolyl isomerase like 2 (gene PPIL2). Gene Ontology annotation, molecular function: ubiquitin-protein transferase activity. Lineage: Eukaryota; Metazoa; Chordata; Mammalia; Carnivora; Felidae. The coding region runs from base 131 to 433 and encodes 100 amino acids. The transcript has 6 exons. The record is from RefSeq and is a predicted model, not a curated record. Gene Ontology annotation, biological process: protein ubiquitination.
GCCCACUUCCGGGGCGGGUCUGCGGGACCCGGAAGUCGUUAGGGAGCUCGGCCGAGAAGUCGGCUUUUAAAUCGUUUGCUGUCGUUUUUCCUCACUCGCUGGUCCUGGCACUGCCACCGCUCCCGCCGCCAUGGGGAAACGGCAGCAUCAGAAGGACAAGAUGUACAUUACCUGUGCUGAAUACACUCACUUCUAUGGUGGCAAGAAACCAGAUAUCCCACAAGCAAAUUUUCGUCGCUUACCUUUUGAUCACUGCAGUCUCUCUCUGCAGCCCUUCGUCUACCCAGUCUGCACCCCCGAAGGAGUCGUCUUUGACUUGCUUAACAUCGUCCCUUGGCUUAAGAAGUAUGGGACCAACCCCAGCAAUGGAGAGAAGCUGGAUGGGAGGUCCCUGAUCAAGCUGAACUUUGCAAAGAACAACGAAGGUGAGUGAUCCCUUUGACACCCAAUUCAAAAAUUGGCCCACAGACCCCAUAGCCCCUGUCUCUCACCAAGAUCUCUGCAGAAUCCAUCAUUCCUUUCUGAUCAAGCCAGACAUGGUUUUUUUUCUUUUUUAUGUUUAUUUAUUUUUGAGAGAGAGACAGAGCAUGUGCGAGUGAGGGAGAGGCAGAGAGAGGGAGAGAGGGAGAGAAAUCCUAAGCAGACCCCAUCAUAUUGGCACAGAGCCCGACCCGAGGCUCAGUCUCCUGAAUCAUGAGAUCAUGACUUGAGCUGAAAUCAAGAGUCAGGUGCUUAACUGACUGAGCCACCCAGGCACCCCAUCCC